GCGAUGAUAACGGCUUAACGACGUCGAUUACAAUUCGUAUUUGUUAGAUCAUAGUAAAUAAUAAUAUGCAAUCACUACAAUCAUAUAAGUACGUACAUAAAUAAAUACAUUACACUAUGUACCAGUGCCAGUCUCUUAUUAGUCACUUCAAAUCGUGUUACCGGAGCGUUCGGCAAUGGAGUUAAUGGUCGGUGUUAACUCAAAUCGUUUAAAGUCUUCCGGCGUUCGUAGUUAGCCAAAAAUAUGCUGUCUAGAUGUAACUUUUACGCAAUCGCGAUGACCAACGCGAGAUUGAACGUGUUGGGCCAGCGCCGGUUGUUCGUACCUUGUACGGGUUGUUUGUCCAAGCGUUCAACCGCCACGUCCGGACAGAGGAAACAACAACCGCGUAGCAGCCUCGGUUGUUUGACCACCGCACACCACGAUCUUGGAUCGUAUAUGUUAUACACUUUCGGUAGACGACAAACCAUGUCAACGACGACUAAUCCACCGCCGUCACCCGACGAAAAACCGCAAAAUAUCUUCCAGAGGUUCAAGAACAUGGCCAAAAAAUACUGGUACAUUGUACUGCCUGUUCAUUUAGUCACUUCGACCAUAUGGUUUGGUUCGUUUUACUUCGUUGCCAGUAUAUUCGAUGUGCCCUCCCUGUUGGAACACUUGGGUAUUCCCGAUAGUAUGAUUGACAAAGUAAGGAACGGCAACUCAUGGACCAGUUACUUGGUUAUUGCCUAUGGUCUAUAUAAAAUAUUUACACCUCUCAGAUAUAUGGUAACAUUAGGGGGAACUGGUAUAACCUUACGUUAUUUGAAAAGGUUAGGAUAUGUCAUUGAUGGAAAGUCAUGUACAAAAAAGCCAUAAAAAAUUAAUAAAGUUGCACAUUACUUUAUAGUUUAUUUAUAAGAUUGUUUGAAUAUGUUAAUGAAUAGAUGAUAAAAGUCUGUUGUGAUUUUAUA
This is a messenger RNA of Melanaphis sacchari, 953 nucleotides long. RefSeq names its product protein FAM210A. The record is from RefSeq and is a predicted model, not a curated record. Gene Ontology annotation, cellular component: mitochondrion. Bases 244 to 858 code for a protein of 204 amino acids. Lineage: Eukaryota; Metazoa; Arthropoda; Insecta; Hemiptera; Aphididae. The transcript has a single exon.